Molecule: messenger RNA, 1197 nt
Organism: Dovyalis caffra
Lineage: Eukaryota; Viridiplantae; Streptophyta; Magnoliopsida; Malpighiales; Salicaceae
Source: the annotation of a GenBank genome assembly
AUGGCGAGAGGAGUGAAAUGGGGAUGUUCCUAUAAGAGAACCACUCUCAUUGUUUGCUCUAUUAACAUAGUUGUUGCUCUUUAUGUUCUUCGCUCUCUAUAUGCUUCCCUUUAUCUUUACUCCAAUAAUGAUUUUGACGAAGUUGUAAAGUACACACCAGAUCAGAUUAGGAAAAUGGAGGAAUCAAUUCGGAUUCGAAGAGCGAAAGAACCUGUAGAGCUUGUUAAAAUUGUGAAGGAACUUGAGGAGGAGUUUAACAGAGAAGAAACGGUGGUUGAAUUACCAAAAGAGGUUAAGAAUAAAAUAACUGAUGAGAUUCUGCAUAGAUUGAGAAGCUUGAAUGCGAAUGCGAAUAUCAGUGAGCAGAGAGGAUUUGGGGCUUUGGUUUUGCUAACACCAGCAUCCUCUUAUAGAUAUCUUGCCUUAUCUUCGUUCUGCUCUUCUUUUGAUAAACAGAUGCUGUUGAAAGCUGGCGCAAAGAAAAACUGCAAGCAGUCAAACAUUUGGCCCUUGGAACAGGGGGGUGAAUUCAUCUAUUCUGAAAGAGGAAGCUGGUAUGCUUUUGUCCUUGGAAGGACCCUGCUCCUUACUCUUGUGAUUGAUUGUGCUGUAGGCAUACUAGUAAGAGCCUUGGAGUCUGAUUGGGCUGUGCUGUUAGAGAAUAUUGGCCUUUGGGUACCUGCUGAAGUAAUUCAACAGGAACAUGAUGAUAAGCCUGAUAGUGAAGAAGAGCCUGAGGAAGAGGUUCUACCUGGCAGGCCACUUCCACCUGAAUGCCAUGCCGAGCUCCAUGCUGACUAUGACGGUGCUGCUGUUAGAUGGGGCCUUACACACCAUAAGCAAAGUGCAGCAGACUGCUGUCAAGCUUGCUUAGAUCAUGCAAAAUAUGCAAAGCCUGGUGAAAAGAAAUGCAACGUAUGGGUCUAUUGCCCAUCAGAGACAGGGUGCUAUUCACCAGAUAUCUAUCAACAUAAAAAUCAGGAGUGCUGGCUAAAAUAUGCGGAAAAGCCCAAACUGAAUUUCAAGGAUAGGUAUUCUAACUCGUAUAGAGAUUCCCACCCAAAUGCGCCAUUGAUUGUUCCCUGGGUUUCCGGUGUUGAGGAAUUAGGAGCUUUUUCUUUGGACUAUGGUGGUGGAAGUGGAUGUGUUUACGAGUUGAGCCAUGGAAUAGAGUCUGUUUUCUCAUUAGUUUCAUAG